Messenger RNA from Austrofundulus limnaeus, 2982 nucleotides. Its product is annotated as collagen alpha-1(XIX) chain. The record is from RefSeq and is a predicted model, not a curated record. Gene Ontology annotation, cellular component: extracellular matrix. NCBI's taxonomy places the organism in Eukaryota, Metazoa, Chordata, Actinopteri, Cyprinodontiformes, Rivulidae.
UUGUUUCUGCCUUAAAGGAAACUUUAUCAGCAAUUUUGUUUUCAGGUGGACUGCCUUCCAGCACCAGAGCCAUGAUUUAUUGCUUACUAAGAUGGGUUGCUUUUUUUUGGACCGUGAGCUCGGUUCCUCGCACUUUUGGAAUGGCAGUGAGUGAACGAGCAGAUGGCUUGUGUCCCAGUCUGACUGUGGAAGAUCACAGGUUUUCUGAUAGUUUAGAUCGUCCACUGGAAAUCACAGGAUUUGAUCUCACUGAAAAAUUCCUUCUACGUAAAGGAACAGUCACAGAAGACCUGCCGUCGUUUCGAUUAGGAAGCAGUCCACUUAUUAAGUCAACAAAAUUACUAUUUCCUGAUGGGUUUUCAAGUGAGUACUCACUUGUGUCCAUCUUCCGGGUGAGACGAACUACAAAAAAAGACCGUUGGUAUCUUUGGCGGAUAUUUGACCAGACAGGAAACCAGGUGUCUGUGGUGGUUGAUGGUGAUAAAAAGGUGUUGGAGUUUUCUUACCGGGCCCAGCUGAAGACCACCAACCGCUACACGUUUAAAAGUCGUGACCUGCAUGCCCUCUUUGAUCGCCAGUGGCACAAGCUGAGCAUUUCUGUACAUAGCAACUCCAUCUCCAUUUACAUGGACUGCAGACGAAUAGAAGGAGGUGUGAUUGAUGAGAGGGACAGCAUUGACCUCGGUGGGCACACACUCAUCACUACGCGAGUGGAGGAUGAAAAGCCUGUCGAUAUUGAACUGAAACAAAUUCUCCUUUACUGUGACCCCUAUAUGGCCGAGAUGGAAAAUUGUUGUGAACUCCUUGAUCCAGAGUGUGGCAUCAAGAAGACAGUUAAUGGGACAUCCCCUCCUCCAGCUACAACCCAGAUUCCCCUGAUGCUCUCUCAGCCGGCCUCACAGUCAAUUGACAGAUGUCACUGUCCAGCUGAAAAGGGGGACACGGGGGAGACUGGACUUCCAGGAAACCCAGGACAUGAGGGAGACGUCGGCCUCCCUGGAGACUCGGGGCUGCCUGCUGGCAGUGACUGUUUCAAAGGAGAUCAGGGAGCACCGGGUCAGCCAGGCAAAGAGGGCAAAAGGGGGCGGAGAGGAAAGACUGGGGAGCCUGGACUCAGAGGCCUACCUGGUCCUCCGGGAAGUUCUGAAGGUGCAAGUGUCAAGGGGGAGAACGGGGAGUCUGGAGUCCCGAGGGGAACGGGGGAGAAAGGAGAGCGAGGAGAUCCUGGUCAGCCGGGUGCCGAGGGGACCGGCGGCAUGAAAGGACAAAAAGGUGAUGUUGGUCCUCCUGGUCCUCCUGGCCCUCCUGGGCUUGUGAUGACAGCUCACGGAUUAAGACAGCUCUCAGGAACUGAUGAAAUGAAGGAAACAGCCCAGAAAGGUGAAAAAGGAGAGACGGGCGAGAAUGGAAUUCAAGGACCCCAAGGCUUAAAGGGAAGCAUCGGGCCACCAGGGUUAAAGGGAGACCAAGGGCCAGAGGGGAAACAAGGCCAGCCAGGAUCCAUCGGACUCCCAGGACUCCCAGGCGAGCCCGGCUUACCAGGGAAGCCAGGGGCGCCUGGGAGAGAUGGCCUGAGAGGAGAAAAGGGGGACUCUGGUGGUGUGAUUGGCCCUCAAGGUCCUCCUGGUCCUAAGGGCGAGCCUGGAGAACCUGGUGGUGGAUCUAUGGGCGAUGGGUUGUCACAAGCUAGAGGGUCUCGUGGUCCGAAGGGCGAGCGAGGCAUACCGGGUUUACCAGGAGACCACGGAGAAAAGGGAGAACCUGGGGAGAGCAUCAUUGGCCCCGCGGGACCCCCGGGGAAACCAGGAACCGAGGGCCCUCGUGGAUCCCAAGGCUUUCCUGGACUUUCUGGACCACCAGGAAGAGAGGGCUCCCCUGGUAGACCAGGUCCGCCGGGCCCAGCUGGACCUCCAGGUGAACCAACUGCCUUGCCUAUUGUUGGAGACAUGGGUGCUUUACUCAAGAACGCCUGCGGUGUGUGCCAGACAAGAGUUCCCGGGCUGCCCGGGCAGAAGGGAGAGAAGGGGCCCCCUGGAGCGCAAGGACUAGAAGGCUCGGUGGGAGAGAAGGGAGAUCCAGGUGUGAGAGGUCCGACGGGUAACCCCGGGAAAGAAGGUCCUAAGGGAGUAAAAGGAGAAAGAGGCUUCCCGGGACCUGAUGGAGAUAAAGGUGACGAGGGAAACGAAGGACCUCCAGGCAGGCCAGGACUCCCAGGUCCUCCAGGUGUGCCUUAUGUGGAGGGCAAUGGGAUGAGCAGUCUGUACAAGCUUCAGAGCGGUGGAGCUAUUUUAGGACCGCCUGGAGCUCCUGGUGCCUCGGGUCCCAAAGGAGAUGAAGGACCUGCUGGGGAGCCAGGACCCAUGGGCUUACCCGGGCUUGAAGGGCUACCCGGCACCAAGGGUGAUAUUGGUUUGCCUGGACCCCAAGGGACACCAGGUCCAGCAGGGAAGCCCGGCGCUCGCGGAGAGCCAGGGAUCCCAGGAGAGCCGGGUGAGAGGGGGCCGAUCGGUGAGACAGGAUUCCCUGGACCUGAGGGACCCCAAGGUGUUCCUGGCCGGCCCGGAAGAGAUGGAACUCCGGGAUACAAGGGCGACACAGGUCGACUGGGAGACCGAGGAUCCAAAGGAGAGCGUGGCGAUCCGGGGAUUCCCGGGGAAAGAGGCGUUCAAGGUGAGAGGGGUCGCGUAGGAGAUCCUGGCCCUGUCGGASCUAUCGGACCGCCGGGCGAAAAAGGCGACCCUGGUCCUCCUGGACAGRUGGGGCGUGUCCAGCUACUGGAUGAUCCCAGCUUUACAGAUGAACUCAGAGAAUUUAUCCAAAACGAAGUAAUGAGAAUUUUUGAAGAGAAAGUGUCCAGCCAUGGKAUGCAGCAGAAGAAACCUGCUGGCAUCUUAGCCUCACAGAUCCAAGGACCUCCUGGACCCCCUGGCAAGGAUGGAACACCAGGUCCUCCGGGAGAGCCUGGGCCACCUGGUCCUCAAG